Molecule: messenger RNA, 1795 nt
Organism: Varroa destructor (honeybee mite)
Lineage: Eukaryota; Metazoa; Arthropoda; Arachnida; Mesostigmata; Varroidae
Product: CTD nuclear envelope phosphatase 1B-like
Molecular function (GO): phosphatase activity
Source: RefSeq, a predicted model, not a curated record
AUAUUUAAGUUUUCGAUAUUCUACUCGUUGCACGGAUUAUGCGGCAGCGUUUUACGAUUUUGUGUAAAAAAUAUUCCACAAAAAGCUAUCAAAUGUUGUAUAAUGUUUUCAUUAGAAUUAUUGUCAAUCUUCACGGACUUGUUUUAACUAGUUUCAGUUUUAAUUCGCUUAAGAUAGCAUGUGUAAAAAAAUUUUCGUCGACGCUAGAAACUAUGGUGCCCUAAAGGAUAUUGGAGGCACACACCUCUUACCGCCAACCGUUACCACUGGUAAACAAUUUGCGACGAAACUACCGUUCCCCAUGCAGAAUGGCUGCUUCGAAGGUGGCGAAGCAUCAGCAUCAGUCGAACUCUGUUCCUAUAGCACAAGUUUGGCGCGAUGAACAUCCGGAUCGUUACGUUCUCACUGUAAAGGAAAAGCGAACGUAUAGAACAAGAUAUCCCUUAACUGGGCAAAUGCUUCUUCCGCCGAAAAAAAUUAAUGACGAACGCGCCACUUUAGUCCUCGACCUCGACGAAACGCUCAUUCAUUCCAAAUAUGAUCCACAGGAUCCGCUAUCGUUGACGGUUACAGUAAUACCACGUCCUCACGUGAAGCCGUUCUUGACCACGAUCAGCAACUGGUACGAGGUAGUUGUGUUCACGGCUUCGCUUCCCUUCUACGCAGAUGAAAUCCUCGAUGACCUUGAUCCGAACGGCGAAAUCUUCCAUCACAGGUUGUAUCGACAACAUUGCUCCUAUUUCCAGGGCGUUUUUGUUAAAGAUCUCGAACGACUAGGGCGGCCAAUGAAUCAAGUGAUUCUCGUUGAUAAUUUCCCCGGUGCUUACAUGAUGCAGCCGAGGAAUGCUUUACCGAUACGAUCCUUCUUAGGUGAUCCCAAUGACAGAGAGCUGCUUCAAGUGCGCAGGGUUUUAAAGUUGGUAAAAGACAAAACGAAUGUUCGACCUUUUCUCAAGCGAUAUCAAAGGCACUGGACGGCCCGAACUUAUUUAAAGAAAGACACUGAUGACGAUGAGUCCGCUAAUUUGGCCUAGUGCGAUGACGUUCAGUGAAAACGAGCGAGCGAGAGAGAGAGAGAUAAAGAGAAAGGGAUUAAAAAAAAUUACCACUAUCGACAAAAUUUUACAACGAAAACUGCGACCAAAUAUCCGUAUACUUGCGCAAUUUCUAUAGUAUUUUUUUUAUGAUAUCUAUUUAGUUUUCAAAUUUCAGUCCGAUUUACGUUACAUUAUAUGGUGAGCAUAUCAGAUGCAAUUAACGAAUGUUUGUCAGAACAUGUAUUACAAUUGUACUUUAUAGCUAAGUAUUCGGUGGGAGCCUAUGUACUAUUACGGUAGAGCCACGAAGUCAAUUAUGAUGGUGUGACUGACGAUGUAAAGUUAAAUGUCGAGCAAAUUUGUGAUAGGUGAACGCAUCAUGCACUCCCACAAAGCUCCCAGACAGUCAGUGGUGUCGUCACACUCUCAUCCAGAUAUAAUACACAAACACUAUUAGCCGAUAUGCAGGUAACAUAUUCCAACAACGGGAGAUAACGUCGUGCCAUCAAAUCAGCUUCAGAUCUUAAAAACUCGUUUCCUUUUUUUCUACUGAAUUGACGAUGGUCGAUUAUGGUAAAUAGCUCAUAGAAAAUUAAGCGCUUCUAUCCAGGCGAAUAUUAUGUUGGACUAAAUCUUGAUGAGGGCAAGUUAAAUCGCAUUUUUUCGUCUUUUUAUUGAUUUCGUAUUUUUACGUUGCAAAAAAAGUAUUUGGCAACAUUCACUGAAUCUGCAUGGAUGAAAUUAUCAUAUCACAUAGU